UCCAAAGUAAAAAGAACAAAAUUCUACAAAUCCACCAUAAUAUCCGUGAGGGCAAUAAAAAUCCAAAUAAUAAGAACCGCCCAUCUCCUCAUCUGAUAGCAAGUAGCAACCACAAAAACGGGUGCAAGUUAACCUCACCGGCGCACGUUAGCUCUUCUCACCAUUUUCACUAAAAACAUCAUCUGCACAGCACUUGCCCGGCCAACAAUCACUCUCCUUUCUCCCCCUCUCUCCACCGUCACAAUGGAGUCUCGCGUUUUCACCGGCGCCACCAUCCGCGGCCUGACCCUCCCCCCGAGGCCGGCGGCGAAGCUCUCCGACAGCUGCAGCCUCCCCGCCCUGAGGCUCGCCGGCAGGCUCAGCGGCGGUGGGAACUUGGUGUGGGGCAGGCAGCUCCGUCCAGCGAUUCUUCUCGAGACCUCUCUGGCCGGCGCGGCUUCUCCGGCGACGAAGAGGGAGAUUCUCCGGCCGUGCUCCGCCGCGGCUUCUUCUCCGGCCGAGGGCGGCGAUUCUUCCGGGGCCGCUAAAGUCGGGUUCUUUCAGAAAUACCCGGCUCUUGUCACCGGGUUCUUCUUCUUCAUGUGGUACUUUCUGAACGUGAUAUUCAACAUCCUCAACAAGAAAAUCUACAAUUACUUCCCCUAUCCUUAUUUUGUGUCGGCUAUCCACUUAUUUGUUGGUGUUGUUUACUGCUUAAUAAGCUGGGCUGUGGGCCUCCCAAAGAGGGCUCCAAUUGAUCCGAACCUCUUAAAGCUUCUCAUCCCAGUUGCCGUUUGCCAUGCUCUUGGCCAUGUGACAAGUAAUGUCUCGUUUGCUGCUGUUGCAGUCUCGUUCACCCACACUAUUAAAGCCCUUGAACCUUUCUUCAAUGCUGCGGCUUCACAAUUCAUUCUUGGACAGUCGAUUCCAUUGACAUUAUGGCUGUCUUUGGCCCCAGUUGUUCUUGGUGUGUCAAUGGCAUCACUCACUGAAUUGUCUUUCAAUUGGACCGGAUUUGUUAGUGCCAUGAUUUCCAACAUCUCCUUCACUUAUAGGAGCAUAUACUCGAAAAAAGCCAUGACUGAUAUGGACAGCACUAAUUUGUAUGCCUACAUUUCGAUUAUCGCGCUCAUUGUCUGCAUUCCACCUGCUUUGAUUCUUGAGGGCCCUCAGCUGAUGAAGCAUGGAUUUAACGAUGCAAUUGCUAAAGUGGGACUCACGAAGUUCGUCACUGAUCUUUUCUGGGUGGGAAUGUUUUACCAUCUCUAUAAUCAGUUGGCUACAAACACACUUGAGAGAGUGGCACCGCUGACUCAUGCCGUUGGGAAUGUUUUGAAACGUGUCUUUGUGAUUGGGUUCUCGAUUUUGGUCUUUGGUAACAAGAUUUCAUUACAGACUGGUAUUGGCACGUCCAUUGCAAUUGCUGGAGUUGCAAUGUACUCCUUCAUCAAGGCCAAGAUGGAAGAAGAAAAACGGCAAUUGAAAUCAGCAUGAGCACCAGAUGCUGGAUGAAGGGGAACGAAUCUCAACUCAAGUGGCGAAAUUAUUUUAUUGCGAAGAAUAAAAGAGCAAUAUGAGAGCUCUUUCCCCAUUUGUGUGUGUAAUCACUUCAUCAUAUUUUACUCAGUUUCGAAUUUGAAAUGUUCCCCGAUUUUCAAUUUCUUGGAUGACUUAAAUAACGUAUGGUUCCUCGUGAGGUCAAGACUGUGAUUCAUUAGAACUUGAGGGUAAGUCAUGUGAAUAGUGUAUUUUCACGUGUGAACAAAUUCGUUGAAAUCACUUUUGAUGCGGUUGCUUGAUAUCACAUAACAAAUGCGUUUGCUUGAAAUCACAUAUUGCCUGCAGAAUUCGUGCUUUUGUUCAGUAGAAAUCUUAGCUAUAAUGGUAUUUGUUAUGUCUGAUGUCUUUAAGGUGGUG
Molecule: messenger RNA, 1896 nt
Organism: Striga asiatica
Lineage: Eukaryota; Viridiplantae; Streptophyta; Magnoliopsida; Lamiales; Orobanchaceae
Source: the annotation of a GenBank genome assembly